Messenger RNA from Melospiza georgiana, 5384 nucleotides. It is a transcript of the gene DDX47, whose product is annotated as DEAD-box helicase 47. The coding region runs from base 14 to 1369 and encodes 451 amino acids. The transcript is spliced from 12 exons. The record is from RefSeq and is a predicted model, not a curated record. NCBI's taxonomy places the organism in Eukaryota, Metazoa, Chordata, Aves, Passeriformes, Passerellidae. Gene Ontology annotation, molecular function: nucleic acid binding; RNA helicase activity; ATP binding.
GGGACGGGCCAAGAUGGCGGCAGUAGAGGAGGAAGGCUCGGCGGCGGAGCCGGAGCAGGAGCCGGGGCCGGCGGCGGAGGAGCCACGGAGCUUCAAGGACUUGGGAGUGACAGAUGUCCUGUGUGAAGCUUGUGACCAGUUGGGAUGGAAGGUGCCAACGAAGAUCCAAAUUGAGGCUAUUCCAGUGGCUCUCCAAGGCAGGGAUGUCAUUGGACUGGCAGAAACUGGCUCUGGGAAAACAGGAGCCUUUGCUUUGCCAAUUCUCCAAGCGCUGCUGGAAACACCUCAGCGAUUAUUUGCUCUUGUGCUCACACCAACAAGGGAGCUGGCCUUUCAAAUCUCAGAGCAGUUUGAAGCUCUUGGGUCCUCCAUUGGUGUUCAAAGCACGGUUAUUGUGGGUGGAAUUGACACAAUGUCUCAGUCUCUGGCCUUAGCCAAGAAACCACAUGUUAUAAUUGCAACCCCUGGCCGUCUGGUUGAUCAUCUGGAGAACACAAAGGGCUUCAACUUACGAGCUCUGAAGUUCCUGGUGAUGGAUGAGGCUGACCGGAUCCUUAACAUGGAUUUCGAGACCGAGGUGGAUAAGAUAUUAAAAGUGAUUCCCCGAGAUAGGAAGACAUUCCUCUUUUCUGCCACCAUGACCAAGAAGGUUCAAAAACUCCAGCGUGCUGCUCUGAAGAAUCCUGUUAAAUGUGCUGUUUCUUCCAAGUAUCAGACAGUUGAAAAACUACAGCAAUACUAUAUUUUCAUCCCCUCCAAAUUCAAGGACAGCUACCUGGUUUAUAUCUUGAAUGAACUGGCUGGUAACUCUUUCAUGAUCUUCUGCAGUACAUGUAACAAUACUCAGAGGACUGCUCUGCUGCUCCGCAACCUGGGCUUCACCGCCAUUCCCCUCCACGGGCAGAUGAGUCAGAAUAAACGUUUGGGCUCUCUGAACAAGUUCAAGGCAAAGGCACGUUCUAUUCUCCUGGCUACUGAUGUUGCAAGCAGAGGUCUGGACAUCCCACAUGUGGAUGUGGUGAUAAACUUUGAUAUUCCUACACACUCUAAGGAUUACAUUCACCGUGUUGGGAGAACAGCUCGAGCUGGGAGAUCUGGCAAAUCUAUCACCUUUGUCACGCAGUAUGAUGUAGAGCUGUUCCAGCGCAUUGAACACCUGAUUGGCAAGAAGCUGCCAGCAUUCCCCAUGCAAGAGGAAGAAGUUAUGAUGCUGACAGAGCGUGUGGCUGAGGCCCAGAGGUUUGCUCGAAUGGAGCUGCGGGAGCAGGGAGAGAAGAAGCGAUCUCGGAACGAUGAUGAUGACACAGAAGAGGCUAUUGGUGUCAGGAAUAAGGUGGCAGGAGGGAAAAAGAAGAAAAGGAAAGCCUAGUUUGCUAUUUGAUCAAACUUUUUUAUUUAUCUCUUUAUGGCUAUCUGAGCUAUCAAAAACAGUCAACAAGCCAUCUCCAGUGGAUUUUUUUUCAGAACUACAUAUGAAAUUUGGCAGUCCUGGCUCAUUCACUCUGAAGUGCAGUGUGAGUGCACCUUUUGAACUGCUGCAGCCUGUCCCACUAUCCGAUCUCUGAGUGCAUCUGGAGUCAGAUCUGUCAGAAGAAGGAGGAAAAAGUUAAAAAGAAGUGACUGAGUUUUCACAGCAUAGCUGUGAUGCCCUUGCUUUGGAGAACGGAUGUGUUACAUUGAGAACUCAAAAUGUAUUUUGCCUAAUUUUAAAACUACCUGGUUUUCCUUGUCUUGUCACUGACCUGUUCUAUUCACUUUGUGUAUCAGCUCUGCCAGAAGGUUUUCUUCUCGGGUCAAUCCUGGCAAUUCAGAUGUGACAUCAAUACCUUAGAUUUGUCAGCUGAGGAGCAGUCCAGCACAGAGAGAACAAGCUUCAGCAGGAUGAAACAUUCACUGCCUGGAAUUCCAUCCAAUACCUGCUAAUGAUUGACACCAUCAAGGAUAGGUCUGGGUUUUGGGUGGGGUUUUUGUGGCCGAUUCUCGUAGUACUUACAAGUGAACACAAGAGGGAGGUAUUUACGUGGGAAAGCAACGCAAAGCUGGGAGGUGCAGAAAAACAGGUAUCCUGGAAAGCUCUUUGUUUCCCUGGGCAGGGAAUUUUGUUACUCUUAGGCAGAGUUCCAUGCCAGACAAGUAGACUUUUGCAAGAAUGAGAUAAGUGUACUUGAUACAAAACCAGAAGGUUACUGCUAGUUCUCACUGACAAUAAAAAUUUUCAUACAGGAUGUUCCUGUUGGUAGGCAGAGUGAGGAGCUCCUGCGUAUGUAAAUUUACUGAAAACAUAAUGUCCAGUAUUCAUAAACUGGAUUUUGUGCUACAUGAAAAACAACGUUCAAAAUAGUCCUUUUUAGAUCUAAAUGGAAAGUAGAAUCUAUUGCAGUAGUCAAGAUGAGCACAGUGGUUAUUUCACACUGUUGGCAUAAAUCUAGUAUCUACAUGUAUGCUGGUCAGAAUGCUUUUACACUUUUGUUAGGGGCAGCACGUUCUGCAAAGAAAUGCCAGAAAACCUAAGUCUGUUUUUUACGAGGGACUGAGAUACUCUUUGGAAUAAAAACAGUGACAGUGUUCUCACUCUUUAUUUAUGAUGUAGCAGUUUACUUAAAUGUCCCAAACAUCUUCAAGUCUGGUAGCUCUAAAAUGGUCUUGAGUAAGUGGCAGAUUGUAAGUGUACAAAUCUUGGGUGUGUUCACUGCUAAGAGCCUUUUCUGUAAAGGAGAAUGAGUGUUUACCUCCCCUGGGUCCUAGCAUGUCACAGACAUCUUUUGUGAAAAAUCCUUUCUUUAGGAUUUUCCCUCUUCUGGGAAGCUGAGGCCCCAGAAAGAGAGUGUAAGCAAUGGUUGUCUGCUGCUGUGGAAUAUAACAGGUGCACCUGUGAUUGGUCCAUGUUCCAUGUUUACAAUUAAGGGCCAGUCAGAGACUGAGCUCUCUCUGGGACAGAAUCAGAGAGAGCUCUCUUGUUGAUUCUAUUUCUGUGCUAUUCUUAGCUUAGCAGCUUCCGAACUUCUCUCUCUAUUCCUAUUAGUAUAGUCUUAAUGUAGUAUAUAUCCCAACUUAAUAAAUCAGCCUUCUGAUCAUGAGAUCAAGAUUCUCGUCUCUCUCUUCACCCCUGAAGACCCUUGCAAGCCUUGUAACAACUGGUGACCCCUCGUUGUAAGGACAAAAAUUAAUUUGAUAAGACCCCAGAGGAGCAAGAGCUGCACUGGGUAAACCCCGAAGGCAGCAGUUAUGGUUGCUUUACAAGUGACCACAGAAGUGGAUUUUAGCAGGAGCUGAAGAACUGAAGAUCCUGAUUUGGACAGAGUUCACAGCCAAGGCUGACCACAAAGCGAACCUGAAAAACCUCUGGGAAGAUGGUCGGAAGGAGCAGCAGAACUGUGGAGCUGGCCAGAGCAUGCUGGGCUCUUUCAAAAGGUACUGUUGGCUUUUCCCUUCCUGAUGAUGCAGCCCUGCCUAGUUUGUGGCUGUUCAUAUGGGGAACGCCCCCUUUAGAGGAUGAGGUUCAAUUUUCUCCUUCAGAGGAGAAACUUAUUGCCCUCUGGCAAAAAUGGGGUGAAGAGGAUGGACUUUCCCUGUCAGAAACAGAUCUCUAUGAGUUUUUUCGAUGGGCAAAGCUUUUUGGGUUUUUUACUGAUGUGCUAUAUGCCCCACGUGCACUCCGACAGAGACUGCGACUGCGCCUCCACAGCAGACCCCAGAGUCAGCGGCAGAAGACGGCGCCGACCCCGUGCCGUGCCUGCCGCCGCUUUCAGAGCCAAGGGACACAGCAGUGGCGUGUGCCUGCGCAUCCCCGCCGCCUCAAACCGAGACAGUCCCUGUUCAGGAUGGUGCUGAAAACGGCGCUGAACCCACGGGACCCUCGAAGCAGCCCACGGCCGUUCCUACACCCAGCGUGAUUUCCCGCCCGAGUGUUUCGGGUUGUCCUGGGGCUGCCCCUGCUGGGGGAGCUGGGACAGGGGAAGAGGGCGUCAGUCGCUCCUUCCGUGAAGCCGGCAUGGCCCGACAGCUGGGGGCAGCCCGCCUGCCUGCGUUGAAGAUCGGCAUUCUCGGCGGGUUGGGGAGUGUUUGGUCGGUUGCUGCCCCGUGGAGGUUGCCAUCUCUGCCGCCCCUCUUGUGCCCUAGUGGCGAGGGGCCGGUGGGUUCUGCCGAAAGUUCUGCCUUUGGUCCCCAGCCCGGUGGGGGUGGUGCCAUGAGGCAGAUGGGAGACACACCUGAUGCAUUUGCAUUGCAGAGGCAGGGGGCACAGCGGGAAGCGAUCAUGGCUUGCUUGCUGUGGGGAACAAAACAUUGCUAGAUCCGAGAUGAGGAUUUUUGGGGCUGCUUCUAUUUCCCUGCUGCUGGCAUGCCUCAGUGGUUUUGGGGAAAGGAAGCGUCUCACCACCCGUGCUGCCAUUGUAUUGGCAGCAGGGUGCAGGCCUGUAGGAAUGCAGAGCCUGCCUCGUGGGUUUGGCCUGGGCUGUUGGGCUCAGGAAGUCCCUGGGCCAGGGCCACUGCCUGGCCUCCUGAUGGCUGUGGGGGUUGUGGUUUCCCCUACCGGUCCUGGCCCACCUUUUGUGGGCCAGCUUUGGGGUUCCUGGUCCGUUCAUGGGCCAGGGCCCCCCAGGGCCUUUCUUUCUCUGGCUCUGCUCUGCUGCUGCUGCUCUUUUCGAUCACAAACAAACAAACAAAAAACCCCCAAAUUUUUAAAUUAAAUAAAGAAGAUUGAAAUAGCUGGCAGCAGCUCUGAAACAUUGAAGGGCCAGAAAAGGACAUUCCAGAAGUUGUUCAAAAUUGAAUGGUUUUUGAUAACUAUUGAUGGACUUUUUCUGCAGCAAGCCUGAUUCAGGACCAAAAAGGACUUUCAGAUAUGUCCAAGAGGAAGAUCUUCAGCCCAUGGAAUGUUCCUGAAACUCAGCUGCUUGGACUUGAAUUUUCUUAGCGUUGUUUUUUGCAUUUUCUUAUAUUGUAAGAGUGUUUCAGUGAUUUGAUAGAACUGUAUGUUCUACAGGUGAAGAAAUUUCCUGUUCAUUCCACAUCAGCAUUUUUCUUUUUAAUUUAUAGAAUUUGGAAAGGUGAAAUGUCACAGACAUCUUUUGUGAACAAUCCUUUCUUUAGGAUUUUCCCUCUCCUGGGAAGCUGAGGCCCCAGAAAGAGAGUGUAAACAAUGGUUGUCUGCUGCUGUGGAAUAUAACAGGUGGCCCUGUGAUUGGUCCAUGUUCCAUGUUUACAAUUAAGGGCCAGUCAGAGACUGAGCUCUCUCUGGGACAGAAUCAGAGAGAGCUCUCUUGUUGAUUCUAUUUCUAUGCUAUUCUUAGCUUAGCAGCUUCCGAACUUCUCUCUCUAUUCCUAUUAGUAUAGUCUUAAUGUAGUAUAUAUCAUAACUUAAUAAAUCAGCCUUCUGAUCAUGA